Wyeomyia smithii (pitcher-plant mosquito) is the source of this 3899-nucleotide messenger RNA. It is a transcript of the gene Scr, whose product is annotated as homeotic protein Sex combs reduced. Gene Ontology annotation, cellular component: nucleus. Bases 565 to 1683 code for a protein of 372 amino acids. NCBI's taxonomy places the organism in Eukaryota, Metazoa, Arthropoda, Insecta, Diptera, Culicidae. Gene Ontology annotation, biological process: anterior/posterior pattern specification; regulation of transcription by RNA polymerase II. The record is from RefSeq and is a predicted model, not a curated record. Gene Ontology annotation, molecular function: RNA polymerase II cis-regulatory region sequence-specific DNA binding; DNA-binding transcription factor activity, RNA polymerase II-specific. The transcript has 3 exons.
UUGAAGUAGUUAGUCAAACUCAAACAUUGGCGCAUUACACACGUACAGUUUUCCGUGGGCCGAACGCAUGGAAGCGUGUAGUUUUGAUGCUCUCGCAUACGGUUUUUGUGUUAUUCAAAUACUAAAUGGAUUAGCGAUCAACAGUGAUGAAUUUAGAGGUGUGAAUAAAGAGACGAAAUUGUGCAAACCAAAAUACGAGUGUGAUUUUUAGGUUUUACGGAUAAGCAUAAUGCGUCAAAAGAAGGAAAAACAAUUCAUGUAAUAGCAAAGUGCACAACUGUAGAUUGUAAGUGAAGUCCAAAUACGCUAGAAUACUUGAAACAUCCAACAGUGAUAAGUGCACACGAUGAUGGGAAAACUACUUUAGCGGUGUCAUCAAAAAGUGAAGUUCUGUUCAAUCUUGACUGCAGAAGAUACUAACAGCAACUUUGAAAAAAUAAACAGAAAACGGAAAAUCUCAAGUUGAAAUUUUUCCCGGACUGGAAAAACUGCGAGGAUUUACCGCGGAAUAAUUGAAGUUCUAUUUCUUGCAAAGUGAAUGGUGUUAAGCUCUGCCCCUCGAAAAUGGAUGCCAACAAUUUUGUGAUGUCUUCCUACCAGUUCGUGAACUCGCUCGCCUCGUGCUACCCGAACAAUACCCAGAAUCCGAACAAUGCCCAAACGGGCGGUUCCGGUGCCGGCCAAAGUGAUGGCUAUUUUCCACCCUCGGCUUACACCCCCAAUCUGUACCCGGGCACGCCACACCAGGCGCACUACUCCAAUCCGCAGUCGUACAACCCGCUGGCAGCGGCGGGGACUGGAAACGUAAACAGCGGCUCGAGCAGUGGAGGACAUCAGUCGAGUGAAAUGGUUGACUAUACACAGCUACAACCUCAAAAAUUUCUUCUGAACCAGCAACAGCAGCAGCAGCAGCAACAAUCCGCUCUCAGUUCUCAGAGCUGUAAAUAUGCUAGCGAAGGUGGCAGUGCAGGUUCGAACGUAGGUAAUAACACUAGCAAUAAUAACAGCACCACCAGUCCACAAGACCUAAGCACGGCAGCCAACACUAGCAGCGGUGGGGGAGGUGGAAGCAAUCGGCCGGAUGUAUCGCCAAAAUUAUCCCCGAGCUCAGUGGUAGAGAAUGUGUCGCGAACAAUCAAAACGCCAUCAUCAAUUUGUUCUAGCAACACAAACAACAACAGUGGCAAUAUCAGCAAUCGAAAUCCAGUGAAUCAAGUGAAUUUACCUCUGGGCAGUCCGGAUGCCGAUGACUCCGAUGCGAGUGACGACGACAGCGGCACAGAGGGAGGAAGUUCCCAGGGAGGCGGCAGUGGUUCGAAAAAAGGAGGACCACCACCGCAAAUCUAUCCGUGGAUGAAACGAGUGCAUAUCGGCCAGAGUACCGUCAACGCCAACGGUGAAACGAAACGCCAGCGGACAUCGUACACGCGCUACCAAACCCUGGAACUGGAGAAGGAGUUCCACUUCAAUCGAUACCUGACCCGCAGACGACGAAUCGAAAUCGCCCAUGCCCUGUGUCUGACGGAGCGGCAAAUUAAGAUCUGGUUCCAGAACCGCCGGAUGAAGUGGAAAAAGGAACACAAGAUGGCAUCGAUGAACAUUGUUCCCUAUCACAUGUCACCGUACGGACACCCGUAUCAGUUUGAUAUUCAUCCGUCUCAGUUUGCGCAUCUCAGUGCAUAGGACGCGUGGCACUUUUCGGGUACUGGUUAGAGACUCAACCAGCUCUAUCAGGAACAAUAUCAGGGAUAUCAGAAUAAUCAGGAUAGCGUUCUGUUCGGUGGGAACACGACGCCGUCCGAUUCAACCAAGUAUAACCAAGAGUUUUGAUUAUCCCCGGACUGACAUGAGAAUUGCGCAAUUCUUGAAGCUCAGCUGCCGAGGAUCUGCAAAACCACUACUGCUUUGUAUAAUUGUGUACAGUAUAGUGAUAUUCCUGGUACAAACUGAUGUGAGCUGCCGUUGAGAUACUCAUCGCAUAAAAUGAAGUUGGAAAAUUCUUUCUUCGAUUUUACCCUGUAAAUCGUGUUCUGGCUCAGAACAAGUCCUAGUGUGUAAAUACAUGUGUCUGGUAAAUUCGAAGAAAGAAUCAAUUUAUCUUCUCUAAUCAGUAUUCGAAAAGCAAGCUCCGCGUAACGUGGAGCAUGUCUUCUAGCGUGUAAGAUACCCUAGAACGAUUAGGAAAGGCUCAAGCGUGGCAGCUCUUUGUCACACAGUAUUACCGAACCGAACCGAGCCACCCUAUCUCGAAAGGGAUGGUACACAGUACGCCAGUGAUAAUAGAGUGUGAGAAAAAUUUGCCCCACAACUUGCAGCUCGCUUGAUCGCUCGUUCCCAUAAUUUUGCCAACCGCCGCGCCGCCUGCAUACACUUGCAUAGAAGCUGAUUGCCGCCUCUAUAGGACUCGAUAUAGACGUUAGCGAAGACUCCAACCGAAAGAUUUUGUCGGACUUGUUUAUGGUAAUGUUAUGGGAAACAAAGCAUACAAUGAUGAUAACACACACAAAAAUCGUACUCGUUCAGCUUUCCAUUUUGUUGCCAAUUUCAAUAGUGUAGUAAUGAGUCCUUUCUAUUCCUUUUAUUUUUCCGUUCGUUCGUUCGUAAACUACUUAUAGUUAAGUUCGUUCUUUUUUUUUUGUCGCGGGAAUAGUGGAGAAAUUUUAUUUUAAACAAUAACGAAUGAUAUUGAUCUGAGAUACGACACUUAAUAAAUUAUAUUUCAAGAGUUAGGCUCACACUCAUUACAACAUGUGUACAUAUGAAGCUAUUGACAUUUUCUAAUUUAUUUAAUUGAAUAAUAGUACUAUUAUUAUGAGUAGGGUUAAGUAGUUAAAUAACAACCAGCAAGAUGCAAUAUUCAAGUUUGGUAUAAUCCAAUUUUUUUAAUCGCAGAAAAAAAAAUCUAGUAUUUUAGCGGAUCUAUUUAUGUUUAUAUAUUGUUUAUCCGACCUUUCCGAAGCUAGCUUUUGUUACCUAUAUUAUGGAUCAGAAAGUCUCCGCGCAAUUGCAGGCUGUAUUGCUACAAUAUCGACAAAUUCGGAUUACACAGGGAUUAUUUAAAAAAAAAAGCAGUGCAUGACCUUCUCUAGAUGUUCAAAAUUUAUUACUCAUGGUUUUAAAAUCAGUCGUCAGUCGCCAAAUGAAUGGUGGUCACAUUCGGUGGUUAAUGAUUUUUCAAAACAAAGCUAUAAACGAGUGUAACUGUAGAGCCCUAGGACUUAAUAAACAAUUCUGUUUGAAACUACUGCAAUAAGCAAAUGUUAGCCAGCAAAUGGAAUUAAUAAAAAUUAAAAUGCAUAACAUUCCGAGAUGACACUAUUUUAACAUUUGAAAAAAAGGAGGUAGUUUGAAGUUUUGUAUAAAAUAAAAUAUUGCGGCAUUGAGAAACCGAUGAAUCUUUUCGUGAGGAAGAACAAACUGUUAUUGCAAUGUCAAAGCCACGCCGCCGAUGACGAUGCUGAUGAUGACCUCUGAAUAUUGUAUCACUGUAGAAGCUGCGUUCAUUUCUGUUCCGGACUAACUACCGAUCAAUUAAUCGAUUAAAUACAUGGAGCAUGAGAUUCUAUUUCAUUUUGUUGACCUGCUCUCCUGGCUGGGUGUGUGAUCAAUGUUGAACAUUGUAUAAUUCAGGCUGAUUCCGAGAGAGACUGCUGUUGUUGUGGUGUUUAAUCGUGAUCCGACGGUUUUGUGAUAGUUUGAAAGGACUCCAAUCAUCUUGACCUAAGCAAGCACCGUACUUAACACCAAUCCAUUGUUGAGUUGAUUAAAAAUCCAUACAGACAGUAAGGAAUGAUUCACGAUUUAGCUAUUUGUUACCUCUUUCGAUGAUUGGCAACAUCAAUCAACAAACUAGGAUCAUGGUUUACAUUUCAGUAAAAGCACACAAAACAAACAAAAAA